This is a messenger RNA of Cornus florida, 754 nucleotides long. Its product is annotated as ASI1-immunoprecipitated protein 2-like. The transcript is spliced from 2 exons. NCBI's taxonomy places the organism in Eukaryota, Viridiplantae, Streptophyta, Magnoliopsida, Cornales, Cornaceae. The coding region runs from base 100 to 471 and encodes 123 amino acids. The record is from RefSeq and is a predicted model, not a curated record.
CACCGACUCAAACCAUUACUCUUAAUUUAUAAGUUUCUUUCUUGUAGUUCUCUCUCUAGCUCUGUCUCUCUGGUCAUAUCAUCAAUUGAAGCUUCAACAAUGGUGGAUCUUCAAACUGUGUGUUGUAUGUGUGGAGAUGUGGGCUUCCCUGACAAGCUUUUCCGCUGUAGCAAGUGCCACGACCGCUUUCAGCACUCGUAUUGCAGUAACUACUACAGCGAAUCAUCGGAGCCAAUUGAACUGUGUGAUUGGUGUCAAAGCGAAGAAAGAAGUGUAAGACACGGUGGAUCUUCCAAGAAAUCAUCACUGGGAACAGAUAGGGGGGUUAACAGUAGAUCUCACUACGCCGGCGAGAAAGUGAAGCAACGUGAUCGGGAAGAGGGUGCGGACAAGGGAAAGAAUCCCAGCGGUGUGCCUUCGCCACGGCCUAGUACUCGCAGGUACAAGCUUCUCAAGGAUGUAAUGUGUUGAGUGAGAGUAGAGGUGUGUGAAAGACUGAAAUUUGUGUCCAUAUUAGUUUGCAAAUGUUAAUUAUAUAUAUAUAUAUAUAGUAUAAGUUGUUUUGAGGAGUGUUUUGAGUUUACAUGAGUUGUGUUUGGGGUAUGGUUUCUAGCAAGAGUUGUUAUGAUUUUAAUAAUGGAAAUUCCUCUCCCUCUCUCUAUAUAUGUGUCUGUUUAUGGAAUUUUGAGCAGCUCUUGCCAGCUGAUUCAGCUCGUGAUUUUAUGCUCAUAUGGUAGUAUUAUUUUAUGUUGUU